This is a messenger RNA of Dictyostelium discoideum AX4, 2145 nucleotides long. It is a transcript of the gene pccA, whose product is annotated as propionyl-CoA carboxylase. Gene Ontology annotation, cellular component: mitochondrial matrix. The transcript has 2 exons. The record is from RefSeq and is a predicted model, not a curated record. Gene Ontology annotation, molecular function: ATP binding; nucleotide binding; metal ion binding. Lineage: Eukaryota; Evosea; Eumycetozoa; Dictyosteliales; Dictyosteliaceae. The coding region runs from base 1 to 2145 and encodes 714 amino acids.
AUGAACAGAUUAUUUAAAGUUCAAUCUGUAAUUUCAAAACCAGUUGGAUGGUCAAGCAUUAGAAGUUUUCACUCAUCUAGUGCAAACUAUAUGUUUGAAAAGAUUUUAAUUGCAAAUAGAGGUGAAAUUGCAUGUAGAGUUAUGGAAACAUGUAAAAAGAUGGGUAUUAAAACAGUAGCAAUUCAUAGUGAUGUUGAUAAGAAUGCUAAACAUGUAAAUAUGGCAGAUGAAGCAAUUUGUGUUGGACCAGCACCAACAUCAGAAUCAUAUUUGAAUAUUGAUGCAAUUGUAGAGGCAAUUAAGAUGACAGGUGCACAAGCAGUACAUCCAGGUUAUGGAUUUUUAUCAGAGAAUUCAAGAUUUGUAAAAGAGUUGGAGAAUAUUGGUGUAACAUUCAUUGGACCAGGAUCAUAUGCUAUGCAUGCAUUAGGAGAUAAGAUCGAAUCAAAACGUAUUGCCAAAGAGGCAGGUGUUAGUGUUGUACCAGGUUACAUUGGAGAAGUCGAUGGUAUGGAUCAUGUUAUAAAGAUUGCCAACGAGAUUGGUUAUCCAGUUAUGGUUAAAGCAUCAGCAGGUGGUGGUGGUAAAGGUAUGAGAGUUUGUAGAAAUGAUGAGGACGUUAAAAUUGGUUUCCGUCUCUCAAAACAAGAGGCAAAAUCUUCAUUUGGUGAUGAUAGAAUGUUGAUUGAGAAAUACAUUGAACACGGAAGACACAUUGAGAUUCAAGUACUCUCUGAUGGUGAAAAUGCACUUUAUUUCCCAGAACGUGAUUGUUCAAUUCAACGUCGUAAUCAAAAGGUUAUCGAAGAGGCACCAUCACCAUUCAUGGAUGAAGAGACACGUACUAAAAUGGGUAAAGAAGCUGCCGCCCUCUGCAAAGCCGUAGGUUACAAAAGUGCAGGUACCGUAGAGUUUUUGGUUGAUCAUGACAAGAGUUUCUACUUUUUAGAGAUGAAUACUCGUCUUCAAGUCGAACAUCCAAUCACUGAGGAAAUCACUAAACAAGAUCUCGUCGAACAUAUGAUUCGUAUUGCCUAUGGUGAGAAAUUAAAGAUUAAACAAUCUGAUAUUAAAAUUCACGGUUGGGCAAUGGAAAGUCGUGUCUAUGCCGAGGAUCCAUAUCGUAAUUUCCUUCCAUCAAUUGGUCGUGUUAAGAAAUACAUUCGUCCAAGUGGUCCAGGUAUUCGUAUCGAUGGUGGUAUCUUUGAAGGCGCUGAAAUCUCAACUUACUAUGAUCCACUCAUUAGUAAACUCAUUACCUAUGGUGAGAACAGAAAGAAUGUUAUCACCAAAAUGAAGAGAGCUCUCGAUGAAUACUACAUCAAAGGUGUCAAUCAUAAUGUCGCCUUCCUUCGUGAUGUCAUGGAGAAUAAGGAUUUCGUCGAUGGUAAUGUCACUACCGAUUUCAUUCCAAAGGAGUAUCCAGAAGGUUUCCAAGGUUAUAAAUUCUCUCCAAAACAAAUCGAACAACUCUCAAUUUGUGCAGUUUUCUUACGUUUUGUUGAACAACACAAAAAUUUGACAAACUCUUCAAAUACAAAUCGUACCUCUUCCAUUUCACCAGAUAUUCUUUACAUUGCCAAGGUUGAAAAUGUUCGUCACUCCAUUCAUUUCUAUCCACUCGAUAAUUCUGAAACUGACGCCGCUGCCAAUGGUGCCAAUGGUGAUGAUUCCUCAAGAUUCAUGGUUCAAUUCAUCGAUCAAGAGAAAGAUGGUCAAGUCAUUAAGGAAUUUGAAUUAAAUUUAGUCGAUGCAACUCCACAAUUUAUCAAAUUAAACAUUGGUGGUAUCUCUCAUCGUUUCCAAAUUCACGAUAAAACUUCCACAUCCUACACCCUUCAAUUCCAUGGUUCAAAGAUUCCAGUCACCGUUUUAUCUCCAGAAGAAGAUUUACUCUGCCAAUACAUGCCAGUUAAAAAAACUGUUGACUCUUCAAACUCUUUAAUCUCACCAAUGCCUGGUACUAUCCUCUCUUUGGCCGUUAAUGUAGGUGAUAAAGUUGUCCUUGGUCAAGAACUUUGUAUCGUUGAAGCAAUGAAAAUGCAAAAUGUUCUCAGAGCUCCAAAAGAUUGUGAAAUUAAAUCAAUCAAUGUUAAACCUGGUCAAGUCGUUUCUGUUGAUGAAGUUUUAAUUGAUUUUAAAUAA